AUGAUCUCGGAGCUUCAGUCGACAGCGGAUCUCGGGAAAAACGGCCAAGAUGAGGAAAAGGAGGCAUUUCUCUCGGUGCCCCUAACUAACGACCAUGUUCCUCCAUCCACCAAGGAGGCCGCUCGGAGGAGCGCGAUCCGGACGCUUCAUAACUGGAUCGAGCUGAGCUCUGACAGCAGAGGCUAUGUUCAGUUUCAGGAUGCAGAUUCUUACGAUCUCCCUAAUCCAUACAUAACACCCGUAAAUCGCACCUCGGACGGGCCAGGCUAUAUGGUAUCGCUGUACCAUCAACUUCACUGCCUUUCAUAUCUCGUCGAGCAUUUCCAAGCAGGAUAUUCCGGCGUGGAAUUAACUGAUGAAAUUGCCCACCACUCGUCUCACUGCUUCGAUUACCUCCGACAGGCGAUCAUGUGCGCAGCCGACACUACUCUCGAGGGUGACACAGAGUACGGCCCGGGCUGGGGUUCAAAGCACGAGUGCAAGGACUACGAUGCGGUUCUGAAAUGGGCGAACGAACAUGCCACAAUGAGAUGGAGGACGAACAUGCCGGACGAGUCAACGCUGUGA
Messenger RNA from Scedosporium apiospermum, 567 nucleotides. RefSeq lists its product as uncharacterized. The coding region runs from base 1 to 567 and encodes 188 amino acids. NCBI's taxonomy places the organism in Eukaryota, Fungi, Ascomycota, Sordariomycetes, Microascales, Microascaceae. Gene Ontology annotation, biological process: mycotoxin biosynthetic process. The transcript has 4 exons. The record is from RefSeq and is a predicted model, not a curated record.